Melanaphis sacchari is the source of this 1119-nucleotide messenger RNA. RefSeq names its product nitric oxide synthase-interacting protein homolog. Gene Ontology annotation, cellular component: nucleus. Gene Ontology annotation, molecular function: ubiquitin protein ligase activity. The transcript is spliced from 6 exons. The coding region runs from base 158 to 1048 and encodes 296 amino acids. Lineage: Eukaryota; Metazoa; Arthropoda; Insecta; Hemiptera; Aphididae. The record is from RefSeq and is a predicted model, not a curated record.
CAAUUUUGAAUAUUGAAUAAUAUAUAUUAUUAUAUAUAACUGAAUUACGAUUGAAAACAGAUCUAUUUGUUAUUAGGUACAUAAUACCUUGUAAUAAUAAUCUAUUUUAAUUUUUGAGUGUUUUGAAUUGACGUAUAGUGUUGUAAUACUAAGUAAGAUGACAAGACAUGCUAGAAACUGUACAGCAGGUGCUGUUUACACAUAUCAUGAGAAGCAAAAAGACGCUUCUCAGUCUGGCUAUGGAACUCAAAAUGAACGUGUUGGUAAAGACUCAAUUAAAAACUUUGACUGUUGUUCAUUGACUUUACAACCUUGCAGAACUCCAAUUGUUUCCCCUGAGGGUCACCUAUUUGAUAAAGAAGCUUUAUUGCAAUAUAUGAUUACCAAAAAAAAUGAAUACUGUCGAAAAUUGAAGGAGUAUGAAAAACAGAAACACAAGCAAGAAGAAGAAUUAGCUGAAUUAGGGAGAGCUGAACAGCAAUCCAAAGUCAAUGAUUUUCUUAAAAGAGAAAGUAUGGUGAAAAGACAAAAUGAUAUUUACAAAAUGAAAUCUCAAAAACGAUCAGAAAAAAAUGUAUCAUCUAUUUCAAACAUGGUUAAUGGUUUGGAUAAGCAUUUGCCAAGCUUUUGGGUACCAUCGGAAACACCUGAUGCUAAUAAAGCACCUAUGCAAAAACCAGAUAAAACUAUUUAUUGUCCAAUGAGUGGCAAACCAUUGAAGUUAAAAAACUUUGUGGAUGUGAAGUGGACUCUAGUAAAUGACCCUAGUGAUAAAAAAUCAUUAGCAGUUCGUGAAAAUCGUUACAUGUGUGCAGUGACUCAUGAUAUAUUAAGUAAUGCUGUACCUGCAGCCGUUAUUCGUACAACUGGUCAUGUGAUUACCAUGGAAUGUUUUGAGAAGCUAAUUAAAAAAGAUUGGCUACAUCCUUUAAAUGGAGAAAAAUUAACAGAAAAAGAUAUUAUACCUUUACAAAGGGGUGGAACAGGAUAUGCAACAACAAAUGUGAAUUUGCAAGGAAAAAACGCAAGACCAGUUUUACAAGCUUAAAAACAAUAUGAAUAUUUACAAUUUUUUAAAUAUUAGUAUAAGUUUACUAAUUAUAUUUAAAUAAUACAUUU